AUGCAAAAUAAGAAAAGACAAAACCAAAACUUAACAAAACCGCCACCCCCUAAAAGGCCUGGUGAACUAAACUUUAGUAUCAACACAAGAGAUACUACGUGCAAUGAGUGUGGAGAAAACUUUACUAAACCAAGUAGUUUGAAAUGCCAUCUAAGAACUCAGCAUACAAACUCUAAUGUAGAACCUAGUUCUUCAACUGGGAAUGCUUUGCUUGAUGACUUGUUGGCAGCUUUGAACCGAGAACAGCUGGCAACACCCUUUAUGACUGAAGUCGAUAUCAACAGAUACGACUACUCUUCUGGCAAGGAAUAUGACAAUGAAGAUGACAAUGAGUAUAACAGGCAUUAUCAGGACGAUCAAGUCUUUGAGCCUGAUUUUGAAAAUGAUGUAUCAGACCAUAAUGCUCUUUACAACUCUAUUACUAACUACCUUUCUUCUUUUGACAACAACGAUGACUUAGACCUGGAAAACGAAUCUGACAACACUGAUACUGAAACUGACCCUGCUAACCUUGCGGAAAAACUCAUGACAGGCCCUAUCUCAGGCUGUCAUCCUUUUUCCAAUUUGCAGACAAUGACUCUGAAGAAGCUUUUGUUCACCAUGAACAUGCUUCUCAAGAUUCAGACUGACUCUGCUGGACAAGGAACAUUCAAGCUCCCUAAGUUGAAUGCGCUCAUGAAGUACCAGCAUAACAAGAAAAACAGGAUCCCUAUACUUUCUACUGUGGAAGUAAAAGAUCUUACCUCGGACCCACCAACUGUAAUUGCUGAAGUCACCCUGCCAUCAACUCAUAUCGAACUUUUCAUGGCCAAUCCAGAAAAGUGCAAGAAGAUCUUUUCUUUGCCUGACCAAACUCCUGACCAGUCUACCUGUUUCCAGCAAGGCGAGAAAUGA
Molecule: messenger RNA, 894 nt
Organism: Phycomyces blakesleeanus NRRL 1555(-)
Lineage: Eukaryota; Fungi; Mucoromycota; Mucoromycetes; Mucorales; Phycomycetaceae
Product: C2H2-type zinc finger transcription factor
Exons: 2
Coding region: 1-894 (297 amino acids)
Source: RefSeq, a predicted model, not a curated record